AUGGUGGCGCGUGCGUGUCUCUACUCAGAUCGGCAUCCUUCUGCGGCACAGGAUGUGCCGCGUCGUACUGCUCAACCAGACCCAGUACGUCGAUCAUCAGUUGGGAGCGGGGCUCCCAAGAAUCCCAGGACGGGGGAUAGCCGCGCCACCGGACGAGAUAACUCGUCCGACGUCCGUUCACAUCGCGGUGGUUCAACAGCCGCUCAAUCCGAUUGCGCUGGCCACCGCGAGAUUCCUCCAAAGGAGUUGGAGAAGGAAUGA
Peronospora matthiolae is the source of this 261-nucleotide messenger RNA. Lineage: Eukaryota; Oomycota; Peronosporomycetes; Peronosporales; Peronosporaceae. The record is from the annotation of a GenBank genome assembly.